Messenger RNA from Manis javanica (Malayan pangolin), 2308 nucleotides. Its product is annotated as arylsulfatase D-like. Gene Ontology annotation, molecular function: arylsulfatase activity. Lineage: Eukaryota; Metazoa; Chordata; Mammalia; Pholidota; Manidae. The record is from RefSeq and is a predicted model, not a curated record.
GUGCAUCGGGGCGCAAUGCGGGGGCUGGCGCCCUGCCGGGGACGCGGGACAGAGCAGCCCCUCCAGCCCGGGACGGGGUCCGGUGGAAGGGCGGGCAGAGCCCCGACUCCGCGCCCGGGAGCCCCAGCUCUCCGGACGCACGGGGGCCUGCGCGCUCCGGCGCCCUGGCGGCCGGGCUCGGGGGGCCGCGCCUCACCUCGGGGUUACAGCAGCUGCGCGGGGUCGGAGGGCUUGGAAUCCCGCCUCCGUCCCACGAACUGUUUGCCGGUUCUACUCGCAGUAUGCUCGCUACUGACGACUUGGGAAGUAAAGGCAUCAAACGCCUUUAAACCUAACAUUCUGCUGAUAAUGGCAGAUGACCUUGGCAUCGGGGACCUCGGUUGCUAUGGGAACAAUACACUGAGGACGCCGAAUAUCGACCGGCUGGCAGAGGAAGGCGUCAGAUUCACGCAGCACCUGGCAGCCGCCCCACUUUGCACCCCGAGCAGAGCUGCAUUUCUCACGGGGAGGCACUCCAUCAGGUCAGGCAUGGACGCCAGCGAUGGAUACCGGGCCCUGCAGUGGAACGGGGGCUCGGGCGGACUCCCCAAGAAUGAAACCACGUUUGCCAGCAUCCUGCAGCAGCAAGGCUAUGCAACCGGCCUCAUAGGAAAAUGGCACCAGGGCGUGAACUGUGAAUCCCGCACAGACCACUGCCAUCACCCACUGAGCCACGGAUUCGACUAUUUUUACGGCAUGCCUUUCACGCUGGUAAAUGACUGUCACCCCGGCAGACCCCCAGAAGUGGAUGCCCACACGAGAGCCCAGCUCUGGCAUUACACCCAGAUGAUGGCCCUGGGGCUACUGACCUGUGCGGUCGGCAAAACCUGCCGGUUAAUCUCCAUUCCCUGGAAGGCGGUCGUCGGCGCGGCCAGCAUCGUCUUUCUGUUCUUCGCCUCCUGGUACGCCAGCUUCGGCUUCGUCCGUCGCUGGAAUUGCAUCCUGAUGAGAAACCAUCGCGUCGUCGAGCAGCCCAUGGUUUUGGAGAGAACAGCGAGUCUUAUGUUACAGGAAGCCGUUUCCUACAUCGAAAGAAAUAAGCACGGCCCUUUCCUGCUCUGCAUCUCCUUGCUACACGUGCACAUCCCCCUUGUCACCACAAAACAGUUUCUGGGGAAAAGCCGGCAUGGCUUAUACGGAGACAACGUGGAGGAGAUGGAUUGGCUCAUAGGUGAAAUUCUGAAGGCCAUUGAAGAAAACGGUUUGAAAAACACGACAUUCACCUAUUUUACCUCUGAUCAUGGAGGUCAUUUGGAAGCAACACAUGAGCGUGGCCGACUUGGGGGAUGGAAUGGAAUAUAUAGAGGUGGUAAAGGAAUGGGCGGCUGGGAAGGCGGCAUCCGGGUCCCAGGGAUAGUGCGCUGGCCCGGGGUGCUGCAGGCUGGCCGGGUGAUCCAGGAGCCCACCAGCCUGAUGGACGUGUUCCCCACCGUGGUCCAGCUGGGGGGCGGCGAGGUGCCCCAGGACAGGGUGAUCGAUGGCCGCAGCCUGGUACCCCUGCUGCAAGGAGCUGCUGAGCCCUCGGCACACGAGUUCCUAUUUCAUUACUGUGGGAAGCAUCUCCACGCGGCACGCUGGUAUGACAAGGACAGCGGAAGACUGUGGAAGGUCCAUUAUGUGACACCGCGCUUCCACCCCGAGGGAGCGGGGGCCUGCCACGGCCGAGGCGUGUGCCCCUGCUCUGGGGACGGCGUGAUCCAGCACCACCCGCCCUUGCUGUUUGACCUCUCCAGGGACCCCUCCGAGGCGCAGCCCCUGUCCCCCGGCUCUGAGCCCCUGUUCUACGCGGUGGUGGUGAGGGUGGGCGAGGCUGUGGAGCAGCACAGGAGGACCCUGACUGCUGUGCCCCCCCAGUUUUCCCUGAGCAACAUCGUGUGGAAGCCGUGGCUGCAGCCGUGCUGUGGGACUUUUCCCUUUUGCUCCUGCAGCCAGGAUGGACACCACAGCGCGACGUGACCUCACUCAUUCCAGGAUGGGGGUCCUCAAGCAGGUGUUCACGACUCUGUGAAGCAAAGGGACCCCUCACGCACUGUUUGGUGGGACUGUAAAUUCCCUUACAGGACCAGUAAGUUCUGGGUCUUGUGUACAGCACAGUGGUGGUGGUUAACAGGCUGGACAGUGGCCAAGAGCGUGGAUCGCAAGUCCUCAGCACUUGAGAUGGAUGCACGUGUCCAUUCACUUGAUUGUGAUCAUUUUUCUAUGACGUGUACGUCUAUCCAAUCCUCACGUCACCCACCUGAAAUAAAUGCAGUUUUAUUUGUCAAUUAUA